This is a messenger RNA of Fundulus heteroclitus (mummichog), 1527 nucleotides long. RefSeq names its product interaptin-like. The record is from RefSeq and is a predicted model, not a curated record. Bases 61 to 1527 code for a protein of 488 amino acids. The transcript has a single exon. NCBI's taxonomy places the organism in Eukaryota, Metazoa, Chordata, Actinopteri, Cyprinodontiformes, Fundulidae.
CAGUGGAGGACGUCUGUUUCUUCAGACCCUCCCAGCGAGGCUGGACAGAACGCAUUGGAGAUGGAGAAAAACCCACUGAGAUGGGAAGCUGAGGAGCUGCAGGAGCGAUCGCAUCAAGACGAGGAAUCAAUUAAAAAACAGAACAAACCACUUCAAGGUAAAACUGAGGAGUCAGAAGAUAUCUCACAACAACCACAAAGUCUUAAAAGGAACCGUACAGCAAAUAAAGAUAAACUAAAGCAACUACAACAGAAAAAGGCCCGGGACACAGAAAUGACUGAGAUUAAUAAAAAACAGUUUGAGUCCAACAAAGACUGGGAACAAAGAGGAAACCAUCUCCAGGAGCGAGUCCAGGAAGUCCAACAUGCGUUGAAUACGGCCGGGUCUGUUGAUCAGCUCAGCAGACAGGUCAGUGAGUUAAAUCCGCCUCUAACAGCAGAGAAGGACACAAUGGAAAAUAACAGCAAACACUUUAACAAGGGGCUGUGCGAGAACAGGGAGGCCGUGAGACUUUUUGACAAUUCUCUAGGUCAAGAGACCCAGAAGCUCUAUGCCGUCCUUAAUGAGAUCAGAGUCACAGAACGUGUGAUCAAUGCGCUGAAUACUGACAACGAGGCUCUGCUUCAAGAAAACGAGGCCUUGCAGAGACAACUUACCGAAAUCAACAAAGAAAUGGCAGACAGCAAACAGGCUUUACGAGAAAAAGACGAUGAACUUCAACAUGAAGCCCAGGAGGUGCAGAAAGCACAGGAGGCUCUCUGGGAGUCUGUGCAUCGGUGUGAGAGCCUCUGUGAGGUGAACACCUCCCUGAAGGAGAGAAACGAGGCGCUGCAGGACGAGCUGCUGGCGAUGAGCAACAGUCUGGCUGACUGCAAACAAGCUUUGAGACUAAAAGACGAGCAACUCCAACGUCAGGCCCAGGAACUACAGAAGGCUCUCGCUGACUUUGAACAUCAGUAUGUGAGCUUGUCUCAGAUAAAUACCUUUCUUACAGAGCAGAAGGAGGCCUUGGAAAUGAAAGUCCAACAGCUGGCCAAGAAGCUGGGUGAGAAAGAGGAGGAAAUUCGACUCCACGAUCAGGCUCUCCAACAAGAAAUCCAGAUGUUCCAAUCAAUGCUGGCUGAUCUCCAAGACUUUAAAAAGGAAUAUGUGCUGCAGAAGGUAUCUGCAGAGAACGAGGCAUCAAGAAAACUUCAGGAGGCUAACAAAGAGAAGAGCUUAGAGAGUCUUCAAGAAGCAAGCCAGCAGCUGGUGGACUCAGAACCAGAAGCUGAAUGCCACCAUGGUGAGAGUCCAUCUAACACAGAAGAUCCACCAGAGAAGGCUGAAGCAGCUGUAGACCAGAACCAGAACCUACAGCAGCGACUUCCUCCAGAGGACCUCCACAGAGAGCGCCCCGCUGCCUCUGAGCCCCCACACAGGCGGACGUCUCCCCUCCACUAUGUGUUUGGAAAGUUCCUACAGACUCUUGUGAAAAUGUACAGAAUGGGAACAUUGAGGUACUGGGUGGAAGUCUGGUAUUUCUAA